Lathyrus sativus (Indian pea) is the source of this 249-nucleotide messenger RNA. The record is from the annotation of a GenBank genome assembly. Lineage: Eukaryota; Viridiplantae; Streptophyta; Magnoliopsida; Fabales; Fabaceae.
AUGGCGUCAGGAUGGGGAAUCACAGGAAACAAAGGUCGAUGCUACGAUUUCUGGAUCGAUUUCAGCGAGUGUAUGUCUACCUGCAGAGAACCCAAAGACUGUACUCUCCUCCGUGAAGAUUACCUCGAAUGCCUCCACCAUUCCAAAGAGUUCCAAAGAAGAAACCGAAUUUACAAGGAGGAGCAACGCAAACUAAGAGCUGCUGCCAGGAAAGGUCAAGAAGAUGGGGUUGUUAGUGAACAUCAUUAG